Messenger RNA from Epinephelus moara (kelp grouper), 1283 nucleotides. RefSeq names its product COMM domain containing 2 (gene commd2). NCBI's taxonomy places the organism in Eukaryota, Metazoa, Chordata, Actinopteri, Perciformes, Serranidae. The transcript is spliced from 7 exons. Bases 390 to 1001 code for a protein of 203 amino acids. The record is from RefSeq and is a predicted model, not a curated record.
UUUGGAGCUGUGUUUCAGAGUGGUCCACAUCGGCUGAAGAACCCUCUCCAAGCAUUCUAGAUGCUUGAUAGAUGCUGUACUUCUUGUAAUAAACCUUUUCUUUAAGCAAGCAAGACGGUGUCAUCUGGAGUCUUCUUCAUCACCUUCACAUCAUCGCUAGUUAAUAAACAACAUCUUGAAUCGCAGAGAAGUCACAGGAGCACACUCAGCAGAAACAUGUAGGAGCUGAUUACGUCCACUAGAUGGCAGUAAUGCAGUGAAGACAGCAGCUGCAGUUAAACACCAUAGAAGAAGAGGAAACGGUCCAAAUGGUUUUCCGGGUUGAUGGAUGUGUUGGUUUCUGACUAUUGAACUGUAGUUAUCCAGGACUGUGCUGGUUGUUCUUCAGGAUGCUGCUGGUUUUGUCCGAGGACCAUAAAGAGCAUCUCUCCUUCCUGCCGAAGGUUGAUACCGCAGUGGUUGGAGAGUUUGGUCGGAUAGCGUUGGAGUUCUUAAGGAGAGGAACCAGUCCCAAGAUCUAUGAGGGAGCAGCAAGAAAACUAUCUGUUCCUGUGGAAAUGGUGCAGCAUGGAGUGGAAGGCCUGAUGUUCCUGAUGACAGAGAGCUCCAAACACAUGAUCUCUGAAGUGGACUUUCUGGACUCAGUGUUGGUUUUGGGGUUUGGUGAAGAGCUUAACCAGAUCCUCUUACAGCUCUAUCUGCAACACCACAAACAGAUCCGCAGCAUCCUGAGUCAGCUGCCCUCCAACCUGCCCGCCUACCAAAACCUGGAAUGGAGACUGGAUGUACAGUUGGCAAGUCGUUCACUCCGUCAGCAGGUCAUUCCCAUGCUGACGAUACGUCUGCUCCUGACGGGAGGUUGUGACAGCCGUGAUGACCACAGCAGAAUGGUUCUCCAGACAGACCCCAGCACCCUCCUGCACCUCAUCUCCACACUGGAGGCCGCUCUGGCUGCCAUGAAAACCAGUCAUGCUCGCCGCAUAUGUCGCAACAUCAAAUAACCCCCCCAGGUCACUUUCUGUGUAACGUGUGCCUCCUGCCACCUGUGGAACAUCACAUCACUGCCUCCAUACCUGGAUACAAUAAGCAGUGUCUCUCUGCUCUGCAGUGCAGUGUUGAUCUGGUCCUGGAUCAAAAACUAGGUUUUUGCCCAUCUGACUGGCAAAUGGUCAUCACUUUUUUACCCUUGAGUCACGAUACGUGCCGGAUGGUAUUGACUAUAUUGUAUAUAAUGUUUCUACAGUACUGCUGAUAUUGUAUUAAAGUGUAAAAUGGAGAUGAAA